Metschnikowia bicuspidata var. bicuspidata NRRL YB-4993 is the source of this 810-nucleotide messenger RNA. RefSeq lists its product as uncharacterized. Lineage: Eukaryota; Fungi; Ascomycota; Pichiomycetes; Serinales; Metschnikowiaceae. The coding region runs from base 207 to 617 and encodes 136 amino acids. The transcript has a single exon. The record is from RefSeq and is a predicted model, not a curated record.
UCCUUCUUCGGCCCCGCGAAUUUCAUUGAUCUUCUGGAACCUGGCCCGGUUUUGCACUCAAGCACCCAGCCAACAAGGGAAUCCGUAUUUCAGAACCAAGGAGAUUCUCAAAAAAAACUCUUUGUGCUCGCUCCACAAGCUUUGAUUGUGAUUGGGUUAGAUUUUUUGAAGCGGCUCAGCUUGCUCGAAUUGUUCUCCCCUGGCGGAUGUUCAAUUCAGCCAAAUUACCUAAAAAUUCCGCCAUGAAAAUGUGUCCAACUAUCCGUCGAUUGGCUUGUAGUUCUCGAGUCUUGCUUUUGUGUCUGCUCAUUGCUGUUCAUCUGUCUGUAUCUUGUAUUUCUUGUUGCAUUUGCCUUUGCCACCCGGAGUUUCCUUUCAUUUUAGGUCGUAUCCGUGUCUGCAGACUAGUAUUAAAUUGUGACAGAGGCUUGCGGGUGUGCGAGCUUGCUUCGCGGCAAUUUUUAAGGGGCGCUGCUCCGGGGUCACAUUUCUUGAGCGGUUGUGCUUCCCCAAGAAACGUGGACUUUUUGCCGAUAAAACUGUGGAGCAUUUGCUGGCCUUUCAUUUCGUCGCUAAGCUAUAUUCCCGCUCAGCUUUGGGGUGUUCAUAGAUAUUGAAGUCUACACGGCAAAAAGUAUGUGGCUGCCUGCAUAAGCCUUCCAUCCUCAUCAAACUCAUAAUAUCACAUCAGGUCCUGAUGGGUAAGUACAUGAGGGUCUUUGAGUGAAUUUACGAGUCUUUGAGGAGGGGACAGGCUAGAAACUACCCACUAGAACAUUCAAAAAGAAAGCCCUACGCGGGGGUCGAACC